AUGGCUGAACCCACCGAAGACCCCGAAAUUACCUUCACGCAGAUCGACGUCGAUCUUGAUGUGCAAGAGAUCCUCCUCGCUGCCUCUCAACACGAUUUCGCAAAGCUACGCCAGCUCGUCCGGACCCAAUCCCAGCUCCCCGAUGCAGCCAACGUGAAGGACCCGGAAACAGGCUACUCCCCUCUCCAUUCUGCUAUCGCUGCCUGCGAGCCCGAAGCAGAAGACAAGACCAACGGCGCCGCUACCAUUGAUCCCGAUUUGUUGAAGUCUGCCAUUGCCACAGUCAAGCUGCUCCUGCAAGAAGGCGCGAUCUGGAAUGAUCUCGACAAUAACGACGAGACACCGGGGUGUCUCGCCCGGCGCAUCGGCGCAUUGGAGCUGUACGAGCUGAUCGUCGACGCCGGCGUGCGCGCCGAAAUGCUGAUGAACCGAUUGGACGGAUAUGAAGAGCUCUCCGAUGAAGACGAAGAUGAGGAACAAGAAGCGAAGGCGGGAAAAGAGUCCGAGACAGCCCCGGAACUCGUCGAUGCCUCCGUGCAAGAAACUGCCCGGACAGACGCACCUGCAAACCCCCAAGUCUCUAAUCGAGGCUACCUAGACUCGAAUCUCACUAUCGAACAAGACCGGAUCCUCGACUCAGACCAGAAUGGUGUCAUGAUGGAAUGGGAGCGCGAGAUCAUGCGCAAAUCUGCCGAAAAGCUCCUCCCGACCCCAGGCCUGAAGGUUUUGAAUAUUGGCCACGGAAUGGGGAUCGUGGACGGAUUUUUACAGGAGAAGGCGCCUACAUCGCACCACAUCAUCGAAGCGCAUGCUGAUGUUGUGGCAGAGAUGAAGAAGCGUGGCUGGGAUAGUAAGCCUGGUGUUGUGAUUCAUGAGGGCCGGUGGCAGGAUAUUCUGCCUGCUCUGGUGGCGAACGGAGAGACGUUUGACGCGAUCUAUUAUGAUACGUUUGCAGAGUCGUAUGCUGAUUUCCGCGAUUUCUUCUCGGAACAGGUUAUUGGGUUGUUGGAGCAGGAGGGGAAAUGGGGUUUCUUUAAUGGGAUGGGUGCUGAUCGGCAGAUUUCUUAUGAUGUCUACCAAAAGGUUGCCGAGAUGGAUCUGUUCGAGGCGGGCUUUGAUGUUGAGUGGGAGGAUAUCCCGGUUCCCAAGUUGGAGGGCGAGUGGGAGGGUGUAAGGAGAGCGUACUGGGUUGUCGAUAAUUAUCGUCUGCCUUUGUGUCGGUUUAUGGAUUAA
Messenger RNA from Penicillium maclennaniae, 1233 nucleotides. It is a transcript of the gene rmt2, whose product is annotated as protein-arginine N5-methyltransferase. Gene Ontology annotation, molecular function: protein arginine N5-methyltransferase activity. The transcript has a single exon. Gene Ontology annotation, cellular component: cytoplasm; nucleus. The record is from RefSeq and is a predicted model, not a curated record. Gene Ontology annotation, biological process: peptidyl-arginine methylation. Lineage: Eukaryota; Fungi; Ascomycota; Eurotiomycetes; Eurotiales; Aspergillaceae. The coding region runs from base 1 to 1233 and encodes 410 amino acids.